GCACCGCCCUGCCCCCUCACCGUCCCUGGCCUGCAGUCCCGCGGAGAGACGGCGGCGCCGGGACAGCGGGCGGAGGCUGCGCGGGCGCCGGGAGCGGGGGCGCGGUCUGGAAGCUGACAUGCGGUUCGACUGCCUUCUCUUCUGGCAGCAGACGUCCGAGCCAAGAAGUACCACUGGAGUUUGAUGUUUGUGUCUGCUUCUCCGAGGCCAAGGAAUUAGCUCCUUAGAAGGCAACAGUACUAUGCAUGUCAUGAACUGUGUCUCCCUGGCCGGCGACAAAGAAAAUGGAACUCUUGCCACAGCAGCUGCAUUCAUGACUGGGCAGACGUCACCCUCUGCUUCUCCUCCACCUCCUCCUCCACCGCCUCCACCUCCACCUUGUCCACAUUCAGGGGAGGGCUUUCCCCCCUCGCCCCCUCCCCCUCUGCCACCUCCACUGCCUGGGGGACCUCCUGUGCCCCCUCCUCCUCCAGGACUGCCCCCAGCUUCUUACCUGAAUGGCUACAGCUCCCUGGGUAAGAAGAAACGAAUGCGAAGCUUCUUCUGGAAAACCAUUCCAGAGGAGCAAGUCCGAGGCAAGACCAACAUCUGGACCUUAGCAGCCAAGCAGCAGCAUCACUACCAGAUCGACAAGAAGACCAUCGAGGAGCUUUUUGGGCAGCAAGAAGACACCUCCAAGGCUUCUCUCCCCAAGAGAGGAGGAGCUUUGAAUUCGUCCUUCAGAGAUGCCCGGGAAGAGAUUGCCGUCUUGGAUGCAAAGCGAAGUAUGAACAUUGGCAUAUUUCUUAAGCAGUUUAAAAAGUCUCCUCAGUCCAUCGUAGAGGAUAUCCAUCAAGGAAGGAGUGAGCAUUACGGAUCAGAGACGCUUCGAGAAAUCCUUAAGCUUUUGCCAGAGUCCGAAGAGGUAAAGAAAUUAAAGACAUUUAACGGCGAUGUGUCCAAGCUCUCUCUGGCAGAUUCCUUUCUGUACUGCUUGAUUCAGGUGCCAAACUAUUCACUUCGGAUCGAAGCCAUGGUGCUAAAGAAGGAAUUCUUGCCAUCCUGUACUUCCCUGUACAAAGACAUCACGACCCUGAGAGCUGCUAUGAAAGAGCUGAUGUUAUGUGAGGAGCUACAUUCAAUAUUACACUUGGUACUCCAGGCUGGGAACAUCAUGAAUGCCGGAGGGUAUGCCGGCAAUGCUGUAGGAUUUAAACUGUCUUCUCUACUCAAGUUGGCCGACACAAAGGCAAACAAACCUGGAAUGAACCUUCUGCAUUUUGUAGCUCAGGAAGCCCAGAAGCAUAAUACCAUCCUUCUAAAUUUUUCUGAGAAGUUGCAGCAUGUGCAGGAGACAUCGAGAUUAUCUCUGGAUAUCACUGAGGCAGAACUGCACUCACUCUUUGUCAGAACGAAAUCGCUGCGGGAAAACAUCCAGCGGGACCAGGAGCUGUGUCAGCAGAUGGAAGACUUCCUCCAGUUUGCUGUGGAAAAGUUGGCCGAGCUGGAACUCUGGAAACGGGAGCUGCAGGUCGAGGCUCAUACCCUUAUAGAUUUUUUCUGUGAAGACAAAGAAACCAUGAAGCUGGAUGAAUGCUUCCAGAUAUUCAGAGACUUCUGUACCAGAUUCAACAAGGCGGUUAAGGACAACCAUGACCGGGAGGAACAGGAGCGGAAGCAGCUACAGAGGCUGAAGGAGCUGGAACAGAAGAGGCAUUCCUGGACAACGGGGGAACUCGGGGGCUUUGGCCGGAGCAGCAGUGAGAAUGACGUUCAGAUGCUGGCUAAGAAGGGCACAGAGGACCUGCCCUCCUUUCUGAAGCCCAGGCCCAACAGCCCCUCCUACCGGCCCCCCAACACCCGUCGCUCCCGCCUCUCCCUGGGCAUCUCUGCUGACCGCGAGCUUUUGACCUUCUUGGAGAGUGCCACCAGCAGUCCAGAGGACCCCAACAAAUUCAACAGUUUGCCCCGGAGCAGUCCCAGGCAAACUCGGCCCACCAUCGCCUGGAUGGAACCCAGAGAACAACAGAGCCACGGCCCUGACUUUACACAUGAACCUCAGGCCUCAGAGAACCAGGAGCAAGCCCCUCACCCUGCUUGGCAAAAUCAUCUCCCACCAUCCUGGCUGGGGGAGCCUGUUUCUCCUUCUCCACCGGCUGGACGGGGCAGGCCGAGCCUCCGGAAAAGGAGCAGUGAACCUGUAGGCUUGGGGACCGCACAAAGCCCUCCACUCUUACCGUUGGAUCUGGGCAUUAGGGAGCAUGAGUUGGUCACAGGGCUGACCCAGUUUGACCUCCAGAGUCCCAAGAGCCUGGAGGAAACAUCCCAACUGACUCCGAAUGACUUCUGUCCCACAAAGCUGCCACCUCCAGGGGAUAAGAGCUCACAGCCCUUUGAUGCUGGCGGUGACAGCCGUGCACCCAAGGACACAGAUCCCCAGGAAGACAGGGCCAUCUCUGAUGAACCCAGCAGUGAGGCUCUUGUGUCUGUGGUUGUCACCGACACUGAAGAUAAGGAUCCUGGAUCUCUGUUAUAUGUCUCAGAUACCACAGACUGCUCGCUGACUCUGGACUGCUCUGAGGGAACAGACUCCAGACCUGGAGGAGACAAGCACCGGGACGAGAAGGAGGGCGAUGGCUCAGUGUCCUCUGGGGCUGGAGAGGCAGGAAGCAGCCAGGUUUCCUCCAACCCUGCAUCCAGUCCCCCUGGGGAGGUUCCUGCUCCAAAAUCCACUAAGAGUGAGCCCAGCUGCCAAGGCGGCCUUCAGAAGGACAGACCCAGCAGAGGGAAGGAUGCCAUGGCACCAAAGAGAAAUUCCUUCAAAGAGGCAUCAGUGGGGGCUUCAAAGCCUGUCAGUGCCCGGCGCAGCCAAGGGGUAGCCUCCAAGCCUGUGCGAACCUUGAACUCCUCUGAGAACGAGCAUAUGCGCAAAGUGGUCCCCAUCUCCAAGUCCAGCAGGGGAGCAGGGCCCUGGAAGCGGCCGGAACUGACAUCCAGGGCUACCCCUCGGGAGACACCCAGCAGCACAGACACACAGCUAUCACGAAGGAGCUCAGUGCGGGGAACUUCUGACACUUCGCCCAGGAGGCCCCAGGUGAGUGGAUCUGGGGCAGAGGAGCCCAGACUGCCCCGCUCAAGUGGCAGCAUUGGUGGACGGCCAGGGAAGGACCCCACUCUGCAGCCCAGAGCCUCGUUCAGGAAGCCCAGCGCCAAGCCCCUCAGAAACAUCCCCAGGCAGAAACCUGAAGAAAACAAGGUCAGCAGCCCCAACUCGCGAGACCCUGAGAGUCCCAAGGAAGAGCCCAAGGCUCCUCAGGCUCCUGGUGCCUCUCGAGCCCUCCCCCCUACCCCAAGUUUUGCUCGAAAUACAGUGGCCUCGUCAUCUCGGAGCAUGCGCGCGGAUGCUCCACCUGCUGCCAGAGCCACUGGCAUCACCAGGACAGUCUCUCAACGGCAGCUUAGGGUCAAAAGUGGUUCCGAGGAUUCUGCCUCCAAGGACAGUGGCACUUUGAAGAGGGCCAGCAGCGCUCGGGCCUCCAAGAAGUGUCCUGAAUCUGCUGGGGGUUCAAGUGCCAAUGUAGAAACCCCACUGAAGGGCAGAGGGACUACGGAAAGAUCCUCUCUCAGACUGAAGGACUCGGGGCAGGCCACCCUCGGGAGGAUCCUCCGUCCCCUGCAGAAAUGAUGAAGCCUGUUUGCAUCUCCGCCUUGUGGGAUUUUAGCUGCCGGGACUGGCUGCUGGGGGGAGGACACAGAGGCCAGUCUUAAAAGUCUUGUUACACAUCAAGCAACUCACUGGUGCCACCUGCUAAAGGUCACGUCACUAAAGGUACACGGAAUGCUAUAGCCUGCUGUGCAGACUUCUGCUUCGAAAUCAAAGCCAAGAGUACCCUUAUUCUGCACAGUACUUUGUCAGGGGCUGGCACCUCCUGUCACUCAUACUCAGGACCCUAUCCCUAACUCCUGCCCCAAGACAAAGAUCCAAUAAUAGUCUGGACAUGUAAAAUGACAGUUCUUAUGUAACAAGUAAAAAAAUUUUUCUGGCCAGUUUUUAUAUAUCAAAGACUUAUUUUUUAAUAUUAUAAAAAUAAAAAAUAUGUUUUAGUUCCUU
Rattus rattus (black rat) is the source of this 4090-nucleotide messenger RNA. It is a transcript of the gene Fhdc1, whose product is annotated as FH2 domain containing 1. The coding region runs from base 242 to 3664 and encodes 1140 amino acids. Gene Ontology annotation, cellular component: actin filament; cytoplasm. Gene Ontology annotation, biological process: actin filament polymerization. NCBI's taxonomy places the organism in Eukaryota, Metazoa, Chordata, Mammalia, Rodentia, Muridae. The record is from RefSeq and is a predicted model, not a curated record. The transcript is spliced from 12 exons. Gene Ontology annotation, molecular function: actin binding; microtubule binding.